AUGGACAUGAAAAAUCAGACAGUAUCCAAUUUUAUAAUAAAAGGAAUUUCAGAAAUUCCUGAACUACAAUUUCCUGUCUUCCUUCUAGUUUUACUCCUUUUCCUGUCCACUCUUCUUGGCAACAUGACCAUCUUGGUCCUGGUCUGUCGGGAGCGUCAAUUACAUACGCCAAUGUAUUUCUUUCUGGGUAACUUGUCCAUCUUGGACAUCUCAUCUACAACUGUGACUCUUCAUAAGACUGUUACUACCUUUGUCACCGGAGUUAAAAUUGUUACUUUUGCCGAAUGCAUGGCCCAUGCCUACUUCUUCAUGGCCUUGGAAUGCACAGAACUCUUGAUAUUAGGUGUCAUGAGUUAUGAUCGGUAUGUGGCUGUCUGCAGUCCCUUGCAUUAUCACAUGGUCAUGAACUAUCGAAUCUGUGUGCUGCUGGCCACCAUGUGCUGGAUGUCAGGAUUUAUUGAAGUUAUUCCCCAUACUUAUAUUCUAUCUAAUUUCACUUGUUAUAUCUCCAAUGUUAUCAACCACUUCUUCUGUGAUGUCCUACCACUAAUGAAAAUUUCCUGUAGUGAUGUGUCAUUGCUGAAGCUCUGGAUUGUCACAGAAGGUGUAUUUGUUUCAGGUUUAAUACCUUUAUUAAUGACUAUAAUCCCCUAUAUCUUUAUAAUACUUGCCAUACUAAAGAUUAGGACCAAUAAUGGUCGGCAGAAGGCUGUCUACACAUGUUCCUCACAUCUCACCAUUGUGGUUCUUCUCUAUGUGACACUUUACUGCUUAUAUCUAUCACCAGCCUCAGAAAAUUCCUUAGAUUCUCACAAACUGUUUUCUCUUUUUAACACAGCUGCUGUGCCAUUAUUGAAUCCUCUCAUUUAUAGCCUCAAAAACAAGGAGGUAAAGUUAGCGACUAAAAAGCGGAUCCAUUUCUAA
Molecule: messenger RNA, 924 nt
Organism: Bufo gargarizans (Asiatic toad)
Lineage: Eukaryota; Metazoa; Chordata; Amphibia; Anura; Bufonidae
Product: olfactory receptor 1038-like
Exons: 2
Coding region: 1-924 (307 amino acids)
Biological process (GO): G protein-coupled receptor signaling pathway
Cellular component (GO): membrane
Molecular function (GO): G protein-coupled receptor activity; olfactory receptor activity
Source: RefSeq, a predicted model, not a curated record